Thamnophis sirtalis is the source of this 562-nucleotide messenger RNA. Lineage: Eukaryota; Metazoa; Chordata; Lepidosauria; Squamata; Natricidae. The record is from RefSeq and is a predicted model, not a curated record.
CCGGAAGCCGCCGGCCGAGCCUGCCCCACUGCGCGGCGGUGCGCAAAGGAGGGCGCGACGGCGGUGUGGCUCCUUCAUGGCGCUCAACCUGAGCCGGAAUGGGCCGGCGCUGCAGGAGGCCUAUGGCCGAGUGGUGGCCUCCGGGAGCCGCACGGACUGGGCUCUGUUUACAUAUGAGGGUAACAGCAAUGACCUCAGGGUGGCAGGGACUGGAGAUGGUGGUCUGGAGGAGAUGGUGGAGGAACUCAAUAGUGGAAAAGUAAUGUAUGCAUUCUGCCGAGUGAAAGACCCCAAUUCUGGUUUGCCGAAAUAUGUGCUCAUUAACUGGUUUGGUGAAGGCGUGAAUGACGUAAGAAAAGGAGCCUGCGCCAACCACGUCAGUUCAGUGGUCAACUUUUUGAAGGUAUUAUCUGAGUUUUAUUCUCUCUUAGCCUUUUGCAGUGGAGUAUCCUCCCAUAUACACAGCUCUGCAGGUUUUUUGUGAGUAAAAAAACGGCAUUGAAAGUACACGCGCCCAAACACUCCUUCGAUAAUAUAGGUAGUCCUUGACUUAUGACCACAC